This is a messenger RNA of Haliotis rufescens (red abalone), 1170 nucleotides long. RefSeq names its product EKC/KEOPS complex subunit LAGE3-like. Lineage: Eukaryota; Metazoa; Mollusca; Gastropoda; Lepetellida; Haliotidae. Gene Ontology annotation, cellular component: EKC/KEOPS complex. The coding region runs from base 97 to 354 and encodes 85 amino acids. The transcript is spliced from 3 exons. The record is from RefSeq and is a predicted model, not a curated record.
AUUCUACAAUACUUCCGGUUUACAUCACUUCCUCAUUGACUUGCACAUGGCAAAAUGAAAACAAGUCUGUACGUUUACUGAUAAACGUUUGACGAUAUGGAAGGAAAUCUCAGUGUUGAUCUGAAGGUGCCGUUCCCGACUCCGAGGCAGGCCGAGAUAGCUCAUGGGACACUCAGUGUUGACGAGGAACCACGGCGGGGAGGAGUCCGGCGGACCCUCUCUCUGAAGGGGAACAUCUUGAAUGUGAUGUUCGAGGCGUCGGAGGCGAGGAAACUGCGAGUGAGCGUGAAUUCUUUCAUGGAUCAUCUGAUCCUAGUGACACAAACUCUUGACAUGUUCGGACCUCCCAGCUGACGAAGAAGAAAGUUUUAUGUACAAAUUCACAUCAUCUCCUCACCUACCUAUACAUCACCUGUGAUGAAGCUAUCAAGCACAGAAACUGCAGCCUCAUCACCGCAUACACAUCAACUCCAGUGAUGAAGAAUGUGUGAUGUACAGAUUGUCUCAUCAUGUCCAAAAACACAGCGUGAUCUCCUGUGAUGAAGCUAGCAGCAGUUUCAACAUGGGAACUGGUCAUUUUUGAAGAGGGGACUAUCUGGUACCAAUGUCCAACCUAGGUCACCGUGCUGAAGAUAAUCUGUGUUCAGAAGAAAAAUAAAUCUGGCAAAUAAAUCUUACAAAUAUGCACACAAAAUUCAAAAUCCGUUGCAUAGCAACAUUUUAAUAACAAACAGGAGCCUUUUCAGGCUUAAAAAUUCCCAACAUUAUCAGGAGCACUGCAGACCUGGAUGUAUUAAUUUUUGCCAUGAAACUGAGACAUUGUGUCUUUCUAAUUAGAAUAUAGCUGCUAGAUAUACAUCAUAAGAUUCAGCAGACAAACUGUGUGUUAAACAUGUUGAAUGACUUGAAUCGAACUUCAUGGGGUUGCCAGUUUUCCUGAACCAAGUCUCCCUUUAACGGGGGGCUUGGAUGAGUCUUUAAAAACAUGCAAGCUUGUGGGAGACAUGAAGUUAUUGUGUUUACAUAUAGACAAAUUUGUGUGAUUUGGAGGAAAACAAACUAUUUGUCAUUACAGGCAUUGUACUGGCAAGUCCUGUAAAUCCGCCAUGGUUGGUUGCUUAUGAUUCUGUUUGAUUGACGAGUAUCUCAGAUAAACGAAAUUAAGUACUA